AUGAUAAAAAAAUAUGGGUUGGAGGAAAAUGAAUGGGUUCUGAAUGAAAAUGAGAAGAGGAAAAGUUGGGCAAGCGCUUACUUGAGGGAUAAAUUCUGUGCUGGAUUUAGAACAACAUCAAGGUGUGAGGCGUUAAACAACUUCAUUAAGAGGUUUAUUGGCUUUCGCCAAAGUCUUCUAGAGUUGGUCCAAAAUCUUGAACAUGUUCUUAGGGACUAUAGAAACAAUGAAUUAGUUUCUCAAUUUAAGACGCUGUAUGGGGAGCCCGUUCUAACUACUGGGCUAGAAGCGUUGGAGCUUUCUGCUGCCAAUUUUUACAUUAGGGAGAUUCUUGGAGAAGUAAAAAAGGAGAUUCAAGGAGUAGUCGCAUUAGAUGUAAUAAAUGAGGAAAACAUAUCAACCACUGUUGUGUUAAAAGUUAAGGAGUGUGACAGGAGACAACAUAUUUAUAACGUACUUUAUGAUCGCAAUACUGAGCAUAUGGAGUGUGAAUGUAGUCGGUGGAGUAGUGAAGGCAUUCCUUGCAAGCACAUGUUUUGUGCAAUGAAAAGGGUAGGUUUACAGAAGUUGCCAGAUAGUCUUCUUUUGAGAAGAUGGUCGAAGGAUGCUAAGAAGUAUCUGGAUGAAAGUUUUGCUGGAGGCACUAUGCAAGACAGAGAAAGAGAAUUUUUAAUGCGCUAUGGCGCAUUGUCAAUGGCAGCUACGUGGAUGGUAUUCUUAGGAGCUCAAGAUGGUCCUUCUUUCCAUGACGCUAUGAAUGAAGUCUGUCGUUGGACCCAAACACUAGAACAAAAAUCUGACUUGAAAAGACAAACAACAGAUUCUACCACGCCAAACUUUGUUGGUGACCCUUCGGUGGUCAAGACAAAAGGAGCACCCAAGGGGAAAAAGGAGAGGGGUAAAUGGAGGUGCACUAAAUGCAACAAUGCUGGUCAUGUAAAGAAUAAAUAUCCUGCGAGGAAUGACGGUGACGAUUUGGGGGAUAAGACUAGUAAUGGCGCGCAAGCUAGCUUUGGUACCAAGGAGGAGCUUCCCAAGGACCCUAUGGCUUCUCAAGAGACAUUACCAGUGCCAAAUACAGAAGUAAAUGUACCUGUGCAGCAAGAGUCUGGGCUAGGUGAUUCAGGAUUGAUUAAUGGCCAUGAGAAUCCCAUCCCACCGUAUGGAAGUCAUCAGUGGCUAUUACAGGUUGUACAACAAGGACAUUAUUCGAAGUUCAAUGGGAUGCAGUAG
Messenger RNA from Arachis duranensis, 1233 nucleotides. Its product is annotated as protein FAR-RED IMPAIRED RESPONSE 1-like. Lineage: Eukaryota; Viridiplantae; Streptophyta; Magnoliopsida; Fabales; Fabaceae. The coding region runs from base 1 to 1233 and encodes 410 amino acids. The record is from RefSeq and is a predicted model, not a curated record. Gene Ontology annotation, molecular function: zinc ion binding. Gene Ontology annotation, biological process: regulation of DNA-templated transcription. The transcript is spliced from 3 exons.